This is a messenger RNA of Anas platyrhynchos (mallard), 3870 nucleotides long. Its product is annotated as heat shock 70 kDa protein 12A-like. The record is from RefSeq and is a predicted model, not a curated record. Lineage: Eukaryota; Metazoa; Chordata; Aves; Anseriformes; Anatidae. Gene Ontology annotation, molecular function: ATP binding; ATP-dependent protein folding chaperone.
CGGCGCGAGGAGAGGAUAUAAAAGCAGAGCCACACGGAUAUAACGUAUUCUAGUCGGGGUAGAGAGGGCGAUCUUCUCGCCCUGACCUACAGAGGUAUCGCGCAGAGCCCUCCCCGCGAGCCGGCGGCUGUCCCGUUAUGCCUUAAACUUAUGAGUAAGGAAAAUAACGACCCGGGGUGACGCCCGGGUCCUCACUGCUGAUGUGAGAGGAAUUUUUGCGCGGGUACAGGUCGCCCCAGGGUGACCCGCUUACUUCGCGGGAUGCCCGGGAGCCGCGAUCUGCCCGACCCCAGAGCCCCGUGUCCCAACGACAGAGCCGGACAGGGCCCCGCAGCCGAUAACCCCGCUGUUGGAAAACUUCGCAGCCAGCAUUUCGAGCACAUUCCUGUGUCAAACAGCUUCUACAAUAGAAAAACAACAGCUGAUCAGAGCAGCAAUCACAGUGAAAUGGAAAGCAUGGUGUGAGAAGAAUGGUCUGAAAACACAUCAGCAUUAGAGUAAAUUGCAGGGUCCAUAAUUGACUGAAAUAUGUCUUUAAUACUUGGGAAAUAAACUGUUUCAAUGAGCUGUCUGCAUGUUGAAGCCCAUUCAUCAGCAUCUGUGGGUCCCUGCCAUUGCAAUCGAUGGUGUGCCUUAUCCUUUGGAGCAGAAUUUGAUCAUGGGAGACUGACUGACCAUGUGACUCCUCAGGGAAGCUCCACAGGACAGGAGACCAAAUCCGCCAGGUGUUCUGGGGAACAGAGCAUGGUCUCAAGACCCCAAAGACGCCCACAUGCAUCUUGUUCAACCAGAAGAAGGAGUUCAGUAAAUUUGGCUAUGAUGCUGUGAUGAAGUACAAGAGCCUGCCCUCCGGCGAAGCUGACAAGUGGUACUUCUUCGAGAACUUCAAGAUGAGACUGUACAACACGAAAGUGACUUCUGGCAUGGAAAUGGAAGCAAGCAAUGGAAAGACACUUCCUGCCCUGAUGGUCUUUGCUGAAAGCCUACGCUACAUGAAGGAACAUGCCCUGAACACUGUCCAAGAGGCUUCUUUCCACACCGUCUGUGACCCCCAGGAGAUCACCUGGGUCAUUACUGUCCCAGCCAUAUGGAGUGCAGCUGCCAGGCAGUUCAUGCGGCUGGCAGCAAAAGAGGCAGGACUCAUCUCUGACAUGAUUUCUGAGAAGCUGAUUAUUGCCCUGGAGCCAGAGGCUGCAUCACUUUGGUGCAAACAGCUUCCACAAGAAGGGUUUAUCGUAGAGGCCAGUGACAAGAAAAAGUUUGAAGACUCCCCUGGGAUCCAGUAUAUUGUUGUUGACUGUGGAGGCGGCACAAUAGACAUCACAGUACAUGAGAUCCAAGAAAACCAUUAUCUGAAGGAGUUACACAAGGCAUCUGGAGGUGGAUGGGGAGGCAACAGAGUGGAUGAAAACUUCAGUGCAUUCCUCAGAGAAAUAUUCGACGAUGGUGUAUGGGAUGAAUAUGUAAAGAGCCACCCUACUGAAUUGCAACAUAUGAUGUACAACUUCAGUCUACAGAAAUGCUCUGCCAGCAGGGAAGCAGUCUACAUACGUUGCUACUACAACUUGACAAGAGUGGCAGAAAGCAGGAAGGAGAUCUCUCAGUUCUUCACAAAUGUCACAGGAGCUGUAUGGUGUGAUGGGAUGAUCAUGAUUACAUAUGAGAAAAUGAAGAGCUUUUUUGAGUACAGUAUCAAAAAUAUUGUUGGUACUUUGAGGGAAAUCCUUGGCAAGCCUGAGAUGGCCAAGGUCCAGUACAUUUUACUUGUGGGAGGUUUUUCAACUAGCAUCAUCUUGAGGGAUGCAAUCCAUCAGGCUUUUAGCAAGAAGUAUAAUGUCCUUUGUCCCAUUGAGGCCCAAGCUGCUGUUGCAAAAGGGGCUGUUUUAUUUGGAGUCAAUCCAAAAAUCAUUGCUUCAAGAAUCAGUGCUCGGACAUAUGGUGUAGAAGUAUACACAACAUUUGAUGUUGCUAUCCACGACUUUUGUAAACGAUAUGUCUCAAAAGCUGAUGGGCUUGUUUAUUGCAAAGAUAUCUUCAAGAAAUUGGUGGGAAUUGAGGAGUCAGUGAAUAUAAAUGAAGUUGCCGAAUAUAUUUUUCAGCCAAUAGAACAAGAUCAGACAUGUGUACGCUUUGCUUUCUACUCCACAGAAAAGCACUGUGCUCAGUAUGUAGAUGAGGAAGGGAUGGAACUGCUCGGCUCAUGCGCAGUAACAAUGCCAGACACAAGGCUGAGGAAGAAACGAAAACUUAGGCUGGAUAUUAAAUUUGGGCUUACUGAAUUUAAAGCCACAGCUACAGACAUUGCUUCCAAACAAAGUCAGACAGUUGUGAUAGAUUUUUUAGCAGUGUAAAUGCUUUGUUCUUAGAGCAGCAGGGACAACAAAUUCAAGGGACAGCCUAAGCAGUAGGUACCAACUACUACAAUGUAAAAUGGCAAAUGGACCAUAAAGUUUAUUAUCCAGUCUUACCCUUAAUUCAAAAUCAGGUCUCUUUAUUUGGAGUUCAGGUUUAAUACUGCCAGGGGAGACAUUUAAAUGGAUUUAAGUUUUCUUCAGAACAUCACUUAGAAAUACAUUAUGUAUAAUUAAAGGGCUUUUGUCCCAGUCAAAGGUACCAUGUGAAGAAGUAAUUCAGGGACAUCUGUGAGCUAGGAUCCAAAACCUAUGAGAGUGUUGUGUUCCCGUAAACCAUUUGGUGGUUUUAUCUCAUUGACUGGGCAUAUACUACUGCUAGAUUGUAAUAUUAUGGAUAUGAAUAGUGCUUAUGCAGUUGCCUGAGCCCUUCUGUCCAGCUGAAGAUACUCCCUAUGUCACUGACUUGGGCUUAAUGUUUUCUGUUUCCAUAAAAGCUCAUCUCUUUCCCUCCUGUCUAGAGCACCUGUGAACAGGCUCAGCAAAAUGUGGCCUGUGUGAGUCCAAAUUUGCCCAGGAAAAGCAUGUAACAAUGAAGUGUGCUGGGUCUGUCUGGGAUGCAGUUAACUUUCUUCAUGACUCUAAUGUUUGCAUUUGUAACUUUACCAAAAUUCUAGAAUGUGAUUUUAGUUAAUCAACUCCUGUCACCUCUUACCAACUUAUUACAUCCAAUUAUACUUAACUUCAUGAUCUGCUGCCUACUCCUAUUAGAAUGAAACUUACCCUGCUGAGGAAAUUACUGUUAUAUGAAGACUUGAAGCGGUUGAUGAAACAAGUUUGAGAAAAUGGACAAAAGACUCUGAUUACUGUCCAUCAUGAUAUAGAAGAAAUAUAUCAAGCGAUGAUAAGAAUAAAGAAAGAUGAACAGCACCAUUGGUGGGACACUUUAUUUGGAUGGUCGCCAACUGCCACAGGAAUCUUCAACAAGAUGCUUCACCCUGUUGUUGUUUGGUUAGUACUUGCUGCAGUAUGCUUUAUACUAACAAUUUGUUUGCAUGUUAAACUCUGGACUAUGAUGAAACAUUUCGUAUCCUUACACGAAAUACAUACACUCAAUAAUCCUCAUCCCCAAAAUGUAUGUGAUAUACCCGAUACGUUCCAAAUGUCAUGAAGCUUAAGUGGCUAUAGUCAUGGGGUGGGUUACGCUUCCUUGAGCAGGAAGUCCUGCCUACACAUGGUCAGGUCCACUACCCAACCAGGCCUUAAAACUGUUAUCGUGUAUGUGCGUGCUAAGGAUAUAGCUUCUCUGCCUAACGCUGAACUGUUCCAGUGCUAAUACUCAGUUAGUCAGAUACACUGAAUUAAAAAUCAGCAUUGGAGUCUUUGUUAGCUGCAAUGACUAUGUUAGAACCACUGCUAUCCAUCUACUUAAUCCUUGUCAGUCAUUACAACAGGAUUCAGAGGAUUAAUCUGCAAAUAUGUUAUGCCGCAUGCUGUAUAAAAGAUGAACUAUUUUGAA